GCUGUGCUCAAACAAAACCUUCCCGUUGUUGAACUGCUGCUUGAAGCCGGCGCCGACCCAAGGCUUCCUUCAAGGAAUGGGUCCUCGCCGAUUGACUCUUUGGAGGCCUGGUUUAAGCAAUAUGAGAUCCAUGGGAACACAUGGGCAGCAGAGGAUUUGGAGUUGAGACCGUUUUUUGAAAAGGCAUUGGAGGCCAUGAAGAAGGCGAGAGAUGAGCUCGAUGGUGAGUUUUGCACUGAUGCCCUGUUGUGGGCUCAUUAUUUGUUCGCUAACUCAAGGUGCAACUAG
Messenger RNA from Bipolaris oryzae ATCC 44560, 288 nucleotides. RefSeq lists its product as uncharacterized. The annotation marks the transcript as partial. The transcript has a single exon. The record is from RefSeq and is a predicted model, not a curated record. NCBI's taxonomy places the organism in Eukaryota, Fungi, Ascomycota, Dothideomycetes, Pleosporales, Pleosporaceae.